Oppia nitens is the source of this 4470-nucleotide messenger RNA. It is a transcript of the gene LRR, whose product is annotated as F-actin-uncapping protein LRRC16A-like. Gene Ontology annotation, molecular function: protein binding. The transcript has 6 exons. Gene Ontology annotation, biological process: cell migration; regulation of Arp2/3 complex-mediated actin nucleation. Lineage: Eukaryota; Metazoa; Arthropoda; Arachnida; Sarcoptiformes; Oppiidae. Gene Ontology annotation, cellular component: plasma membrane; lamellipodium. The record is from RefSeq and is a predicted model, not a curated record. The coding region runs from base 329 to 4408 and encodes 1359 amino acids.
GUCUUAUACAGUAUAAGUUGUAUGUCCUGUAGUAUAGACUGUAUAUUACUGUAUGUGUGAGUGGGAGGGGAUGUGAAACCCGUUUAGCUUUACAUACAUUGACUGUUGUGUUGUGUUUGUGCUAUAGCUAUGUGUUUGUCAAUAGUCUAUAGCAUUGCAUUCAUAGCAUUCAAUAAGUCAAUUGACGACUAAAAAAGUGACUCAAAUGUAAGCCACAAAUAAAACAAUUAGUUGUUUGACAUCAAUAGCUAAUUGUUGAGUAAAUUGGCCGCACAUUCAAUAGUGAUUGACUAACUGUUUGUUUAAUUGUUUGGUCACACAAACGAAAAUGUCGACCAAAGGGUCGCUCACUAAAGAGCUCAGCGAGAGUGUGUCAACACUUCUGGGCCAAAGUGUGAAGAUAUCGUUGAAAUGUUUGGUCAAAAUGGAGAUCAAGAACGACAAGACAGAGAACAAGAUCUUAGCGUUCAGUGCCUGUCGUCUCUUCAUUUUGACGGCUAAAGUGACGACAAAGAUUGAACAUUCAUUUCAUUAUCUCGACAUUAACUCAAUUGAAAGCAAACGCAAGAAUCAGUUGACUAUUGGUGUCACUUCCGAAAACAAAUGUUAUACUUUUUAUUCAAUUGAUGCUAAUAAUGGCGAAGAGAUUAAUUUAAUGGUAAUUCAAUUGGGAACAGCACUCAAGACUAUAUUUCCAUACAUUUCUCUUGACUCCUUCAUUCGUCGUCUUGAAGUGGAACCGAUCUCUCGAUUGCAGUCAAUGAUUGAGUACAACCAAAGUGUUGAGCAAAGAGCGACUCUAAACACGAUUGAGAGUCCGUGCGGAGGAUUCUCCACACAAUACGCAUGUCUUUGUGAUUACUUUAAUGCCGUAUAUCGUGAGGAAGUGGUUUGGGAUGUGGACACCAUAUACUCGACGCACAACAAUCAAGAGUUUUCUCUUCUCGAUUUUGAACACUUGGAUCACAAAGACUUUAUUCCAAUAAUAGCUGCCCUUUCAUACAAUGGUUGGUUCACUCGUUUUAGAGCCAGUAAUAUAAAAGUGUUCGGACAUGUCAUGCCUGAUGUUUCCGAACAAAUCUUUAAUUUGGUUAAGAGGUCCACUGUUUUGGAAGAAAUAUAUUUAGAUAAUACUGGACUUAAAGCUGAUUCUGUAAAUAAACUUUUUAUGGCUAUUCUGACAAAUAGUCAAACUGUUAUUCAUUACAUUGAUUUGUCAAACAAUGUGAUUGAAGACAAAGGUCUUAAGUAUUUGAAUGGUUUUGUCGCUAAAUCUUUUCUCAACAAUGGUGUUAGCGAUGAGUCGAUUGUUAGUAGUAUUUCAUUGAGACUUAAUAAAGGUUUAACUCAUCUGAAUUUAAGCCACACAUCCAUAACAAGUAAAGGAGUCUCAGAUCUCUCGGAUUCGCUUUUUCUCAACAAAUCUAUUUCACAAUCACUGACUCAUCUUAAUAUUAGUGAUAAUCUUCUUAAAGAUGAUGUAAACAAAUUAUACAAUUUCUUAGCCAAUCCUAAUUGUAUUACACAUUUGGAUCUUUCGGGAACUGAAUGUCUAUUAGAAACAAUAUUUGCUGCACUGUUAAGAGGUUGCACUCAAAAAUUAGUUCAUUUAAAUCUUGCACGCAAUCAGUUCAAUAACAAGAAGAGUCAUAAAGAUGUGAACCCUCCGCCGUCUUUUAAAACCUUUUUUUCGUCCACCAUUGCGCUCAAGACUUUAAAUUUGUCGUCUAAUCGAUUGCCUGCCGAAGCACUCAAAGCCAUGCUAUUAGGGUUUGCUUGCAAUGAAAUCGCAUCCGAUGUUCGCAUAAAUUUAAGUUCAAAUGAAUUCAAGUCGAGCGGAGCCACAGUUCUGGAGUUUGCCUUAGGAGGUAUUCGAUGUAUUAGUGGAUUAGAUUUGAGUGAUAAUAGCUUCGAUGUCGAUGUUAUGAAUGUCAUUAACUCUGUGGGUAAAAAUAAAUCGAUUAAAUAUUUAUCAAUCGGAAAAAACUUUGCAAAUAUUAAACCAAAACAUAUUCCUCGAGUUCUUGAAUCUCUCGUUCAUUUACUACAAGAUGAAGAUUCUGUAUUGGAAUCACUUUCAUUGGUUGACUCUAAGCUUAGGAAUGAUACUUGUCUUGUGAUAAAUGCUUUGGGUUCUAACCAAUCUCUUGUCAAUAUUGAUGUGACGGGUAAUAUGAUGGGACUGCCAGGGGCUCGAACUCUGGCUAAAGCUCUUCAAGUAAAUUCAAAAUUGGAAACAAUUUAUUUGGACCGCAAUUUGAUACCAACCGCUGGUUUUGUAGAUAUUGCGUAUUCUCUCGAAAGAAAUUAUACACUGAAAUACAUGCCGGUGCCGGUACAGGACGUUCAACAAGCAAUGGUUAAAAUGGCUGAACGCACUGAAGCUGCUAUAACUAAAAUACAAGAACUUUUGCGACGAAAUCAUUUGCCACAAACAAUAUUAAAGAACAGUCGUCUGCAUAACCAUCACAUGCAGAUUGACUCUAAUGUCUAUCAUUCAGUCGAUAAACUAACAAUUAAUUUGACUGAUAUAUUGAAUAAUAGUUCCAUAAAUGAGAACAAUAAGUCUGUAUUUGAAUUAAAUGCCAAAGACGAAGAAGUAUUGAGAGCUGAAAGCUAUUUGAAAGACGCCGCAAAUGCCAAACACUUAUUAACUCAUUUGAAUCAAAAGUUGAUAUUUCCUGAAAUUACAGAAAGUGGUCGCCGUUUGUCUACACUUUCCAUUUGUCGGCCAAUUGAGGCCAAACUUAUAGAGACAUCCGUAGAGUUGAAGAAAACAUUUGAAGCGCACAUAAAUAGUGUCAUCGCAUCAAUGAUUGAAACAAUUCAAGAACAGUGUCCACAUGUUAUUGCUGACAGUGAACGUCUUCAAAGUGAAUUAAAUCGUAUAUUCAAUAAUACAAAAAAUUCUCCAUUACUUCCUUCGCUUAACUUUUUUCAAAGUUGUCUCAGCGAUAGUGUCGGUGCUUUACUUACCACUAAAAUCGAAGAAAUACUUCUGGGAAUUGCGGCUCAAAUUUGUGAUAAAGUUUUAGUUGAAGUGAAUGAUUGUCUUGUUAUGAGUCAAAGAGCACUUACAGGACAGGAACCCAUCAAGUCUUUAAGUCAACGGAGUUCUACACCCGAUGUCUUAAGGAGUAGGACUUGGAUUGAAGAUUCUCGAGAAUCAUCUUCUGAAGCAAUACUUUCCAGUGAUGGACAUAAUGAGGAACCGACUGAUUGGUUAGCGUGGCUUAACUUAGCGACGCCUAAACAAUCAAAUCAAAAGAGACAAAGUCUUUAUGUCCGUAGAUUAAGACCACAAUCAGUGAUGGACGGCAUCAGUCCCGACGAGAUUCCCGAUCUGUUACCAAAAGCUGACAGUUCUAAGAGUGGCUUAAUUUCAAUAGAUUCUAGUAUUUUGAAAUCAACGAGUAGUGAUAGGUUAGAGCAUUUGGCAAAGACUAGACCUAAGAAACCCAAGACUCGAGCACCAACUCGAGUCACUACUAAUACACAGUUAGUUAAGACUGAGACUAUUAAUCCAAACGCUCAACAAAGUGGUGAUAGAGUUGAGAAAUUAGAUGAAGGGUUGGAUUCAUUUUUUACGAAAACAACUACUUCUGAACUGAUAAACAAACCACAGGUUCAGCCCAGAGUUGGUCUCUUUAAAAAGCUUUACACCAAACCAUUGGACACUUCAAAGCCUAAUUCAAGUGACAAAAGUGGUCUAAACAACGAAUCUAAUGUAAGCAUAGGUUGUGCUCCAACUUCCCUGUUGUCAGCCCGUAUAGAUGAAGUGACCCGUUCCCGAUCUUCACCUAAUUUGGUGAAAAAGACCUCCCAUUCCAUACCAAUUUCUCGAAACAACUCUCCCGGUGCUGAAGAGAUAACUAAUAUUCUUGAUUCAAAUGAACGAACAACAAGUCCUUUGCCUACUGAGCGCUCAGAUCUUUUGGCAGAGAUGAAGGCCAAACAGGGAAGGCGUUCAUUAGCACCUACUCCUACCACACCUCCACUUUCCAUAGUUGAUUCAAAUCCUUUAAUUAACAAUUCUAAUAAUGGAUUACAAGGUGUCAAACUAAGAGCCACUGUUUUCGGUGACAUUUUGAAAUCUCCAAACAAAAUACCCAACACUGCCAUUGAAGACACGCCUUCUAUGAGUAUAUCACUGACUGAUACAAAUCGCUCUUCAAUACGACAAUCACUUCCUCCGCCAUUAAAGCAAAGACCAAAAUCGGUUGUCGGUAUGAUUGGCGCCAAAUUCGAGUUAUCUCUUAAUAGUAAAGAUGAGAACAUCGAUUCCGACAUCGAUGGUAAACACAAUUCAGAAUCAAUUAAAGGCGACAGAAGUGGAGCCAAAAAGUCGUCCAUUUUGUCUAAGUCUCGCUCCAACUCUUCUUCUUCAAAUUCUUCACUACAAAAAUGAUAAAUUUAUUUGAAGUCAUUUUAAAUUGAUUGCAUUCAUUCAUUGUGUAAUUCAUUUUUGUG